AUGAUUAUUUUAAUUUCAGUUAAGGUAGUUCGAGAUAAGGCAGGAUAUUUUGCUGAGCGCUUGUAUUAUUCAAUGAAAGGAGCUGGAACUGAUGAUAGAACGUUAAUCAGAAUUGUUGUUACAAGGUGUGAAAUAGAUAUGGUACAAAUUAAACAAGAAUUCCAGAGACGUUAUGGUAAAACUCUUGAAUCAUUUGUAAGAGUAAGUACUAUUUCUUUUUACAGACAUGCAAACUGUCCCGACUUACAAAAUAUCUAUGAAUCUAAUGAAAUUACAUGA
Lottia gigantea (owl limpet) is the source of this 279-nucleotide messenger RNA. RefSeq lists its product as hypothetical. The transcript has a single exon. Gene Ontology annotation, molecular function: calcium ion binding; calcium-dependent phospholipid binding. The record is from RefSeq and is a predicted model, not a curated record. Gene Ontology annotation, cellular component: cytoplasm. NCBI's taxonomy places the organism in Eukaryota, Metazoa, Mollusca, Gastropoda, Lottiidae. Bases 1 to 279 code for a protein of 92 amino acids.